Drosophila yakuba is the source of this 1780-nucleotide messenger RNA. RefSeq names its product vesicle-trafficking protein SEC22b (gene Sec22). Gene Ontology annotation, cellular component: Golgi membrane; endoplasmic reticulum membrane; SNARE complex. Gene Ontology annotation, molecular function: SNAP receptor activity. The transcript is spliced from 4 exons. Lineage: Eukaryota; Metazoa; Arthropoda; Insecta; Diptera; Drosophilidae. The coding region runs from base 400 to 1035 and encodes 211 amino acids. Gene Ontology annotation, biological process: endoplasmic reticulum to Golgi vesicle-mediated transport; retrograde vesicle-mediated transport, Golgi to endoplasmic reticulum; vesicle fusion with Golgi apparatus. The record is from RefSeq and is a predicted model, not a curated record.
AGCCACAGAAACCCCCCAAUCCAAUUCAAUCCGAUCCCAGCCGCCCGCCAGCACUCCGCCACUCCGCGACGUUGCAACACAGUUUUCAUGGUACCAUCGAGCGUGCCCGAUUCGAGGCAGAGUCCAUUCACAAAUCCCGGGCAGCGGAGGAGCACUCCGGCAAGCGCCGCCCCAUCGGCUGAGUUGUGAAAUCGAAGACGACGAGACGACUAGAACGCCCUGACACAAACUUCAGCCACUGGUGGUGACUGGACUGCAUCGGGGCCACAGCGGAGCCACAUCGGAGCUAAGUAGCAGCCAACGGGAGGAGGAGAAGGAGGAGGAGGCGGCGGCAAAGUGCAGCCGUGGCCAAGAAGACGCGACGCAAUCGAGCAAUCGUAACCAGAAACAGCAGAAGCCAUGGCGCUGCUGACCAUGAUAGCCAGAGUCAUCGAUGGCCUGCCACUGGUGGGGACCAUGCAGGAUGACGAGCAGAGCGGACGCAGCAUACUGGACUACCAAAACCAGGCCAAGAUGCUCUUCCGCAAGCUGGGCACCCACUCGCCGGCACGAAGCAGUAUCGAGACCGGACCCUACCUAUUCCACUACCUAAUCGAGAACGACGUCUGCUACCUGGUGAUGGUGGACAAGAUGUACUCAAAGCGCCUGGCCUUCAACUACCUGGAGGACCUGGCCCAGGAGUUCCACGCCAACUACGGACGACGGGUCAACUCGGUGACGCGCCCAUACGCAUUCAUCGAGUUCGACGUGUACAUACAGAAGGCGAAAAAGCAGUUGACGGACCGCAGACGCAACAUCAGCAGCAUCAACACACAGCUGCAGGAUGUGCAGCGCAUCAUGGUGCAAAACAUUGACGACGUGCUCCAACGUGGCACAGUGCUGGCGGAACUCGACACGAAGACGCAGAACCUGUCGAUGAUGUCGCAGAAGUACAAGAAGGACGCCAAGCUGCUCAACCGCAAGUCCAUGUACGUGAAGGCGGCGGCCGUGGGCAUCAUAUUUCUAGUGUUCAUCCUCUACUUCUGGGUUCUGUAAUAUCAAGCAGUUCCAGCCGCGUGUCUGGGCCCUUGGCCACUCGGAGCGGCGCGUUCUUUGUUUGCGUCAAGCGUCAAAGACGCAAGACCAAAAGACAUUUAGAUUACGCCGACACCUCUACACCUCUACACCUGUACCCCAGAACGAACACACACGCUACCAGCCACACACCGUACAUUUAUGAAUCAUAAGCAGGCGAAAAAGUGAAUAGCGAAACCCCUUCCAGCAUACGAUACGCAUCGCUCCCGAGGCUUGUUUCACUUCUAAUAUUAACUUACCUUUGCGUUAUUUACGGUCUGGGAUUCCAUUAACUAUUAACUCCCAUUUCACAUUUCACGUUUCAUUUCGCUCUGCGCUCGCUUUGUAUGCGCAGGUUUUCUGAAUAUUUGAUUACGAAUCGGGUUCAGUUUAGACGACCUUUGAGCCACGUCGGGCGACGACGACGACGACCCCAAAUCUGUAAAUUAUGAACGCCGAUCCGUUUGUGUGUGUAUGUGUGUGUAUAAAUGUCUAGAUUGUAGAUGGAUCGCCAUGCGAUAGAUACUGACUGCAUAGCGAAUCCGAAUCCAAAUCCGGCGGGGUGAUUGAUACAAACUGCAAGAACACCGCAAAAAACAAAGCAAAAGAAAAGAAAAGAAAACAAAAGAAAUGAAAGUAAACAAUAACAGUUUUAGGCAAUUUAUAUGUAUAAAAUUAAGGCAAAUAAAUCAAUUACGUUGUUUAAUAAAGCGAACACAAAACUGUG